Messenger RNA from Chelonia mydas (Green sea turtle), 4849 nucleotides. RefSeq names its product calcium-activated chloride channel regulator 2. The coding region runs from base 289 to 3087 and encodes 932 amino acids. Gene Ontology annotation, biological process: chloride transport. The record is from RefSeq and is a predicted model, not a curated record. The transcript has 14 exons. Gene Ontology annotation, molecular function: intracellularly calcium-gated chloride channel activity. Lineage: Eukaryota; Metazoa; Chordata; Testudines; Cheloniidae.
AGAAAGACUGGGGAUUUCUCUCGCGCGCACUAAUCUCUGCUCCGCCUGCCAGGGCGGGGGUGGUUAGCAAGAUGCUCUCUUGCUGCUCCCACUGCGGGAGGGAGUGGAGAAAAACGGGCGAGCAGGUUAGGAGCCCAGCCUAGGGUGCGGUGAGCCGGGCCAGUUCCUAAACCGCCCUGCCCCGCUCCACAGAGGGGCCGCGCUCCUCCCCACUCCUAGCUCGUGAGCUCGGCAUCGUGCAGGCAGGAGGGCCAGUGUGCGGGGUGUGAGUCCCCCGUUGCCUGCGGGAUGAGCUGCGGAGAGGGGGCUGCUGCGGCAGGCUGGCUGCUGGCGCUGCUGCUCACUCUGGCGGCGGCCCGGGGCGCUGCGGCGCUGCUGCGGGGCAAUGGCUACGAUGGGCUGCUUGUUGCGAUUAACCCGCAGGUGCCAGAAGACCAGAAGCUCCUCGCAAGCAUCAAGGAAAUGAUAACUGAAGCUUCUUUUUAUCUGUUCAAUGCUACACAAAGAAGAGUCUAUUUCCAGAAUAUAAAGAUUUUAAUACCUGCUACAUGGAAAGCAAACAAUUAUGGGAAACCAAAACAUGAAUCAUAUGAAAAGGCAGAGGUCAUAGUUGCUGCUCCUUAUUGGAAACAUGGAGAUGAGCCAUAUACCCUACAAUAUGGAGAAUGUGGAAGCAUGGGAAAAUAUAUACAUUUCACACCUAACUUCCUAGUAAAUGAUUAUUUGAUUGAUGUCUAUGGAUCACGGGGUAGAGUUUUUGUCCAUGAAUGGGCCCACCUUCGAUGGGGGGUAUUUGAUGAGUAUAAUAAUGAAAAGCCUUUCUAUAUAACGGGACAAAAUCAAGUUAAAGUUACAAGAUGUGCAGCUGACCUUACAGGGAUCUAUGUCUGUGAAAAAAAAUCCUGCACCGAAGGAAAUUGUGUCAUUAAUGAGCUGACGGGACUUUUUAAGGAAGGAUGUGCAUUUAUUCCUGAGAGAACUCAAACUGCAAAGUCAUCAAUAAUGUACAUGCAAAGCUUAUCAUCUGUGAUUGAAUUUUGUAAUGAAAGUAACCAUAAUAGAGAAGCUCCCAAUCUGCAAAACAGAAUGUGCAACUAUCGAAGCACAUGGGAUGUAAUAAUAAGCUCUAUGGACUUUAAUAACACCCUUCUAAGGACCAACAUCAGCCUACCACCUCCUCCUACCUUCUCAUUGCUACAGAAGAGAGACCAAGUGAUCUGUUUAGUUCUUGAUGUUUCCCACAGCAUGAAUGGGGAUGAUCGGAUCAAUCGACUGCGUCAGGCAGCAGAAUUGUAUCUACUGCAAGUUGUUGAAGACAAUUCCUAUGUUGGUAUUGUCACCUUCAAUAACGAAGGAGAAAUCAGAAGUCAGUUGCGUCAAAUAGUCAACAAGGACAUACGGAAAGAGCUUGCUUCUUACCUACCUACUGCUGCACCUAGUGGAGGAACAAACAUUUGUGUGGGUCUGCAGCUGGGAUUUGAGGUGAUUAAAAACCAAGAAGGAAAUAUAUAUGGUUCUGAAAUUAUAUUACUGACAGCUGGAGAAGACAGUGGGAUAAUUGAAUGCUUUUCUAACGUAAUUAACAGUGGAUCGAUCAUUCACACCAUUGUUCUUGGCCCAUCUGCUGCUAAAGAAGUUGAACAAUUAGCCCAUGAGACAGGGGGCUUAACGUUUUUUGCCUCAGAUAGACUGGACUCCAAUGAUCUAAUUGAUGGUUUCAGCGCAAUUUCAUCAGGGAGUGGAGAUACUUUCAGUCAUUCCAUUCAGAUUGAAAGUGCUGGUCAAAGGACUGAGAGCUGUAAGCUGUUUAGUAGGACAGUGACGAUUGAUAGCACAGUAGGAAAGGAUACCUUCUUUGUAGUAACGUGGCAGACCGCUGAACCACCAAAGAUCACUCUCCUUGAUCCCAAUGGAAAAAACUACACCAAUAAGGACUUUGAGGUUAAUACAGUGUUGCAGGUAGCUCGUCUCCAGAUUCCAGGAAUUGCAGAGGUUGGGGAGUGGACCUACGCUCUCAUGAAUACUCACCUGUCCCCUCAAGCUCUAACUAUGACAGUGACUUCCCGAGCAGCAAACUCUACUAUACCUGCAAUAACUGUGAAAGCCCACAUGAGUAGUGAUAGAAACGAAUACCCUAGAUCGAUGGUUGUUUAUGCACGAGUCAGUCAAGGACUUUCACCUAUUCUUGGAGCAAAUGUAACUGCCAUUAUCAAACCAGGGACUGGAGAUCCAAUUAUCUUGGAACUUUUAGACAAUGGUGCAGGGUCAGACAUUGUCAAGAAUGAUGGUGUCUAUUCCAGGUACAUCUAUUCUUUUUCUGAAAAUGGCAGAUACAACUUGAAAGUAUGUGUUCAACGAGCUAGCAAGACUGUCAGACCAUACCCCAUAGUGCCAUGGAGUCAUUCUAUGUAUAUACCCGGUUACAUAGAAAAUGGUAAGAUCCAGAUGAACCCACCAAGACCCUCCGUUAUCAGUAAUGAAGAUAUUCAAACCAGAGUCGGUGGCUUCAGCAGAACAGCCUCAGGAGGCUCCUUCAUAAUGUCUGCAGUUCCUACUAGACCCCAUAAUGAUGUGUUUCCACCAUGUAAAAUUAUUGAUCUUCAUGCCAGAACAGCCAACGAUAUGAUUAUUUUAUCAUGGACAGCAUCAGGGGAUGAUCUUGACCAGGGGCAAGCUGCAAGUUACGAAAUAAGAACAAGUGAAAGUCCUCUGGAACUAAGAGACAACUUUGAUAAAGCUAUUCUGGUGAAUACUUCUGAUCUGACACCUCAGCAUGCUGGAUACAAGGAAAUAUUUGUAUUUAAACCAGAAGCUUUUGCAACAGAAAAUAUCACCAUCAUCUAUGUGGCUGUACGUGCCAUUGAUAAAGCUUCCCUGCACUCUGAUGUAUCCAAUAUAGCACAAGCAGCGAAGUUUGUUCUCCCAAUGGAUUAUCUCACUGAUAAUAUUGAGUACAGUGUUUCAAGGAUAGCGUUGCUUGGAUUUGGGUUAUUAACAGCAGUUUGCCUUAUUACAAGUGCAACCAUAUGUGCUUUAAAGAAAAAGAAGAAAGUGGUUAUCACAGAAACGGCAACAACUCUACUGUGACUUAAGGUGAAAGUUUGGAUGAUGUCUACUUAUUUUUCUAAUAGCUGUUUUGAUUGUUUUUUCACAAGCUACAUAAAAAUAAUUGCUCUAGUACAGAAAAGGGUGUAUAAAAAUAAUUGUAAACCCAUAAUGCAGAACUGUAUGAAACUGCUGUGAUUUAGUAGUAGUAUCAUACUGCAUGUACACCGCAUGCCUGAAUGGUCUGGUCCAAUUAAAACUACAUUAUAUGUACUGCAUAUAUACACCCUAAACUCAUGCCACUAAAAGCUUUAUGCCACUUGAUUACAUAUUUUUAUGUAUACAGUAUGAUGAAAAAUCUGUAAUUAAAUUAUCUCAUUAAAUGUCUUAAAUCUAUAUGCAAAGGAAGACGUUCAGUGAGGUUUCCUGCAGCUGCCUAUAUGGUGAACCUCUUUAUAAUUCAGCUCUCAAGCAUGUCAUGGCAUCCAGAGGGAACAGUUGUUUAGAAGUGCACCCAUUUGGAGGAUGUGCUGCGGCAGGAAGGAGCUUCAUGCUGGUCCUUGCCUGAUUCCUGGUUCACUGACAGCAAAGUACCACGUUUAGUGGGGACUAAAGCACAUGAGUGAAAGAAGUUUCCCAGGAAUGCUGCAACCCAAUGAGCUUGUUCACUGAGAAAAUGCAGCUGCAAAUCUGUUUUCACCAUUUGGAGUCAAACUCUCAUAAAAAUACUUGCAUGAGUUUGGAACCAUUGCACCUCAAAGUUAGACAUGAGUCAGUCUGAACUCAAACGGUAACUUAAACUUAGUCCACACACCACCUCUUUUGCCCAUUUCUACUAGAAAUCGAGGUUUAUAAUGCAAACAAUGAGCUGUUAACUGUAUCACUGCAUGUACAUUACCAUGAUACCGCUUCCAAAAUGUCAAAGAGAUUUCAAGGCAGCCUCUACAUUUGUGCCCAUUAUUUUUCAUAGAAACUGUUGCACGUAUAAAAAGUGAAUGUGCUUGUGAAUCCUUUUUCUGCCCACUGUUCAUAAAGAAACCUGGGCUUUGUGCAUGCAUAAAAUUUGAGGGUGUCAAUUUGGAGAAGAUUUUAAAAUGUUUUCAAAAAACGUAAAUGUUACAAUAUAUUGGUCUGCUUGUUCUUGGCAUCCUCAAACAUCAAACAAAUGUAAAGAAUGUAGCCUUUCACAUACUAAGCCAAAUCUACCUCUCAUGCUACUACAACUGAAAACAAUUGGCCAAAUUCAAAUCUAGUGAAACUCCAUUGUUGUUAGCCAUUUGAUUACUCAGUGGCUCCAAAGCCUGGUGUAUGUUGCUAUGCCACUAAUGUGGUUUUGUUUUCUAGCUGCUGCACCUUUAAAAUUUUGGUUUUUAUGGGGAGAUAACAAAUAUGGGAGAGUUCUCUCUCUGACAUAUCCUAUAGUAUUUACCACAAGGUAAGCACUUUAUCCCACCUGUGAGUAAAGUAACUCACCUAGUUUACCCCACAGUAAAACUAAACAGCUUUGCUUCCACUAACUAGCUAACACACAUUAGUUAUCCUGUUUUAAACCAUACCCUUUUUUUUUUGUCAGGGAAGACCCACCCUCAGAGUCAGAUGUUUGCAGAGGCAGAACUGAUUCAGCAUGUAAAUCAGAGGUGGCAGAUACUGUUCUCCCACAGAGUUUUUACUUUUGUUCCUUGUUUUGUUGAAAUGGGAGUAGACUGGCUCUUUGCUGAUAAGCCGUGUCUGAACUGCAUUGAAAAGCACUAAAAAUGCUUGUCUCGUUUAGCCGAAGCAGAAGAAGGCUGAGGGGAGAUAUGAU